ACUCUGUUUGAGUAGGACAUUUGCCGUCAGAGCUUACCUCUAGGAACAAGCGCGGCAGUCUGGACACCAUGUCUGUGCGCUUUUCUUCUGCAUCCAGACGCCUUGGCUCUUGCGGAGGAGCGGGCUCUGUGCGACUCUCUAGUGGGGGAGCUGGCUUUGGGGUCGGCAACGCGUGCGGUGUGCCAGGCAUUGGAAGUGGCUUCUCUUCCGCCUUUGGGGGCAGCUCAUCGGCAGGAGGCUACGGCGGAGGGCUGGGCGGAGGAAGUGCUUCCUGCGCUGCCUUCAGCGGGAAUGAACACGGCCUCCUCUCCGGUAAUGAGAAGGUGACCAUGCAGAACCUCAACGACCGCCUGGCGUCCUACCUGGACCAUGUGCGCGCCCUGGAGGAGGCCAACGCCGACCUGGAGCAGAAGAUCAAGGGCUGGUAUGAGAAAUUUGGGCCUGGUGUUUGCCGUGGUCUUGAUCAUGAUUACAGCAGAUACUUCCCAAUCAUUGACGACCUUAGGAACCAGAUAAUUUCUGCAACGACAAGUAAUGCCAAUGUUGUCCUGCAAAAUGAUAAUGCAAGACUAACAGCUGAUGACUUCAAACUAAAGUUUGAAAAUGAACAGGCCCUUCACCAGAGCGUUGACGCGGAUGUCAGCAGUUUGCGCCGGGUCCUGGACGAGCUGACCCUGUGCAGGACAGACCUAGAGGUCCAGCUGGAAACGCUGAGCGAGGAGCUGGCUUACCUCAAGAAGAAUCACGAGGAGGAGAUGAAGGCUCUGCAGUGCGCGGCCGGAGGCAAUGUGAACGUGGAGAUGAACGCGGCGCCUGGCGUGGACCUCACAGUGCAGCUGAACAACAUGCGGGCCGAGUACGAAGCUCUGGCGGAGCAGAACCGCAGGGAUGCGGAGGCCUGGUUUAACGAAAAGAGCGCUUCGCUGCAGCAGCAAAUUUCGGACGACGCUGGCGCCACCACCUCAGCUCGGAACGAACUGACCGAGAUGAAACGUACCCUCCAAACCCUGGAGAUUGAACUUCAGUCCCUCCUAGCAAUGAAACACUCCCUGGAGUGCUCCCUGACAGAGACUGAGGGCAACUACUGCGCGCAGCUGGCCCAGAUCCAGGCGCAGAUCGGGGCCUUGGAGGAGCAGCUGCACCAGGUCAGAACCGAAACUGAGGGCCAGAAACUGGAGUACGAGCAGCUCCUUGACAUCAAGGUCCACCUGGAAAAAGAAAUUGAGACCUACUGCCACCUGAUCGAUGGAGAGGAUGGCUCUUGUGUUAAAUCAAAAGGCUACGAAGGACCAGGAAAUCUGAUAAGAGACUCAUCUAAAACCACCAUGGUUAAAACAAUUGUGGAAGAAAUAGAUCCUCGUGGCAAAGUUCUCCCAACCAGAGUUCAUGUUAUGGAAGAGAAGUUUACCAAAACCAGCAACAUGAAGGGUGAACAGAGGGUGCCUUCUUGACCCCAAAAAGGGUGCCCCUAAAUCCAGAUGUCAGGUCGAAGCUAGGUUCCUAAAUAAGAGCCCUCUUAUUUUUCUGCUUUUCUUCCAAUGAACUAAGACAAGUUAUUUUUAGAAUAGUAACAUUUCUUUGGCUUUCUUUAUGGUGGUGUUUCAAUAAAAGUUCUUCCUGUUGCAAGUCA
This is a messenger RNA of Vicugna pacos (alpaca), 1630 nucleotides long. RefSeq names its product keratin 27 (gene KRT27). The record is from RefSeq and is a predicted model, not a curated record. Gene Ontology annotation, cellular component: cytoskeleton. Gene Ontology annotation, biological process: epithelial cell differentiation; intermediate filament organization; hair follicle morphogenesis. Lineage: Eukaryota; Metazoa; Chordata; Mammalia; Artiodactyla; Camelidae. Gene Ontology annotation, molecular function: structural molecule activity.